UGCGAAGGAUAAAGGAAUAUCUGGUUGCCAUUCUGAAAGCGGGAGGAUUGCACUUCUCGUCUGUGUUGGCCAACAUGACGGAGCCCAAGCCCCCAGCUCCUCUUACCUGGGGCCAGGUGUGUAAGGAGUGCGGCCAGGCCCACGGUAGCCAGGAGAGCCACCUGUACGACUACCAGGAUGAGGUGGACGACGAGCUGGUCUGCCACAUCUGUCUGCAGCCGCUUCUGCGCCCCAUGGACACCCCCUGCGGACACACCUACUGCUUCCAGUGCCUCAGCAGCUUCUUGCAGGAGCAGGACUUCUGUCCCGUGGACAGGCAGCGGCUGCAGCUCCCGCAGUGCCGCCAGUCCAGCCUGCUGGUCAGGAACCUGCUGGACAAACUGACCGUGCUCUGCCCCUACCACAGCUCCUGCCAGCAGAGCAUGCAGAGGUGUGAGCUGCAGCCACACCUCCACAACAGGUGCCCCGGCUUCAGGAAGCUGCGCGAGGAGGCGGAGCGGAGGAAGAGGCCCCACUGGAACGAGGCGAAGUCGGUCAAGUCCGAGGGGGAGCCGGCGGCGGAGGCCAAGUACCUCAUGUUCUCCGUGAAUGACGUCAACGUGGCCAGCGUCCCUCACGGCGAGGCCAUCUCCGUCCUGCGGCGGCCCUGCGCCUCCCUGCGCAUCACGGUGAUGCAGGAGAAGGGCUUCUCCACCCGGAGCGCCCGGCCGGAGCUCCCGUCCGCAUCGCCGCCCGCCCCCGCCCCCGGGACCGUGAUCCAGGUGGCCCUGCUCAAGAGGGACCGCUCCGAGCCGCUGGGCAUCAAGCUGAUCCGCAAGUCGGAGGAGCCCGGCGUCUUCAUCCUGGACCUGCUUCCAGGGGGCCUGGCGGACAAGGACGGCAAGCUGAGGAACAACGACAAGGUCCUGGCCAUCAACGGGCACGACCUGAGGCACGGCACGCCGGAGAGCGCCGCGCAGAUCAUCCAGCAGAGCGAGGCGCGGGUGAACUUCGUCGUGAUGCGGCCGGCCGAGCCGCCGGGGAGAGGGGUGGCGGAGGGCAGCCCGGGCAGCGAGGGCGCCAGCCGCGGGGCCAGGAGGCCCGAACCCCAAUACUACAGACGCCGAUCCAUGUUCCUGAAGGACCCUCCGGGGGGAUUCUCCAGCCGGGAGAAGACCGUGAGCCUGAAGAAGGAGCCCCGGAUGUCCCUGGGCAUCACCAUCUCGGGGGGGCGGGACAGCCGCAGCAGGGUCCCCGUCUACAUCACCAGCGUCCAGCCUGUCGGCUGCCUUCACCACGACGGCACCAUCCACACGGGGGAUGUGCUGCUGAGCAUCAACGGGGUGGACCUGACGCAGCUGACGUACAAUGAGGCGGUGUCGGCUCUGAAGGCCCAGGCCAGCCAGUCCUCGGUGGUCCUGAAGGUGGUGGAGACCCUGUCUGGGGAUCCCCAGGAGGAGGAGGGCAGUGACGAGGAGGGCCAGGAGGACAUGGAGGUGCUGGAGCCCCGGGAUGAGGCCAUCAGCUGGGUGCCGCUGUGGACCAGCUGGCUCGGGCUGCCCAGGUGCGGCGACGAGAUCGUGGCAGUGAACGGAGCCGCCACAGGAGGCAUGAACAACUCCUCCCUCAUCCCCAUGCUGAAGCUGCAGAAGAACCAGGUCACCCUGACGGUGGUGUCCUGGCCGGGGAGCCUCGUGUAGCGCCCUCUGCUGUGGGAGCUGCGGGAAUGACCUUUGACCUCGGACCUGCGUCCGCCAGCAGGGCCCCGCGCGCUCCCGCUAAAGCAAGAGGAAGUGACGUUUCCCCCCCCACCCUCCCACUGCAGUUGCUGUUUUAUCUGGCGGCUUGUUUGCACAUCAUCCCUCCCCCACCCUUCUACCCCCCUUUCCCCCCUUGUCGUUGGGAGACCAGCAGAAGGCUGUGUUGCAGCCCUCUGGCGGCGGGACGCGCUGGGGACACCUGGCCUGCAGCGUCGCUGCGUGAGCGCAGCUGUGGGCUGUCCUCCCCGCGUGCUGCCUGUCUGGGUGGACAGGGGGGAGAAGACUCCGCUGUGAAGCAUGAACAACCCAGACCUUUCUUUUUUUUUUUUUUUUGAAGGGUUUGGAUUUUUCUAACAGUUUGUGUGUCCGGCGAUGGUAGAAUUAAAAAUCUUCUCUGAUGUUUUUAUGGGCCGUGCCUUGCAUGGCUGGAAUAAGGACCUUGUUUGUUCUCCACGCUUUAGGAGACGGAUAUUCUCGUACCCUCUCUAUUUUGUAAUGCUGACAUUUUGUCGCACUGAACCUACAGCUGCGUGAUUUCCCCCUUGUGCAGUGAAGCUGCGCUCUGAUUUCCUGUGCUCUCUGUGCACCCUGCAGUGAUGAGACUGGUGCCACUUGUGCCAGUGGCUGGAAUUCUGACACACCAUGGUCAUAUUUUUGUGCCUUAUUAAUAUCUUAACCAGAGCCCUGUUCCAGAAGGAGAAAAGACAUUAAAAUGACCAAUGGGAGUAGGCCUCCUGCAAUGUGACCUUUAGACUCAAGAGAGAAUCUGCUCCCAUUAAGAAGUAUAGCUCAAGGUCUGUGUAGAAAUCACAGUGGUCAUCACAUUCCAAAGCUGUGUCAUAGUUUUAAUCAAGGUGCUUUUCAUUGAGUACAGUACAUGGCUGUGCCUGUGAUUUUCUUUCCACUGUCAUUGGGUGCAUAUCUACGGUACGUGUUACUUAAUUCACAAAACCCCACAACGCUUCAGCCUUUCUUAAUCUACACCUCACAGUGGGUGGUCGAAGAGGCUGUGGAGCUUUGCCGCUGAAGAUGUCUUUGAAUUCAGCACUGAUAGAGAGCAAUGGAGUGAGAGCACUCAUAGAGUGAAGUCUUAUUUAUACCUAUUUAGUGUGACCAUAGAAUUCUAGUAACCAAAUGUAAGGUAUAAGCUUGCUAAAUGCAUAUGAAAAUAAAUACCUUGUAAAUUUAGUUUGGUAUUUUUAAGGUAAGCUUCUCAAUCUUCAGUGUUAAAAAAAAAAGUAAAUGAUUCUGUAAGAAUUUGUUUUGGACUUUGAAAGAGACGCUGUAAAGCGUUUGUACAGCUGGGAUGUUCAAGACUGUAUCCAGUAAAGUCAUUUUCUACUUUGCCUCCCUG
This is a messenger RNA of Lepisosteus oculatus (spotted gar), 3093 nucleotides long. Lineage: Eukaryota; Metazoa; Chordata; Actinopteri; Semionotiformes; Lepisosteidae. The record is from RefSeq and is a predicted model, not a curated record.